AUGGCUGAAAGGCGGGCCCAGGACGCAUCGCAAGGGUGGAACUUGCUGCAGCACCUUGGUGGCAAUGGGCCUUGGAUCGAGAAGAUCGAUGAUCGCGAGGAGUCGUCUAAUCUCGCACCUCCGGAAGGGUGUUCGAUUGAGCAAGUGCAUUUGAUGUCGCGUCAUGGAGAAAGAUACCCCACAAACUCCGCAGGAAAUCGCCAUCUUGAAUUACUCGACCGUUUCAAAGCACUCCAAGUCCCUCUGAAUGGUCCCCUGGCGUUUCUCAACAAUUGGACCUACUUCACCGACAUCCCGUCUCGAGAUUUUGGUCAACUAACCAGCACCGGCCCAUACGCGGGUACCUUGAACGCAUUCACAACGGGAGCUCGCUUCCGAACACGAUAUAGUCGACUAAUCCCCGAUAACGCGACAACACGGCUAUGGGCCAGCGACUCCCAGCGCGUCAUAGAUACGGCUUAUCAUUUCACCACCGGUCUGUUCGGACUUCACUGGGAACUGAACGGUCGUGCAAAAUUAGAAGUCAUCCCCGAGACAUUCGAGCGCGGUGCCGACACGCUGACCCCAGGUGAUACCUGCCAAAAGUAUAUCGAGGAUCUAAAGUAUGGGCACGACUAUGGAGCGAACAUGCUUGCGCAGUUCCAGGAUAUUUAUAUCCCGCCUAUAACGAAGCGACUGCUCGAGGAUCACCCUGCUCUUGGGGAAAUUGGAAAUACAGAAGUGUACAGCAUGCAGGAGAUGUGUGGAUUUGAAACUAUGAUUCGCGGGUCGAGUCCGUGGUGCGAUGUUUUUACGGAGGACGAUUGGCUGAACUUUGAGUAUUCUCGGGACCUUGUUCACUAUUAUCGAGCUGGGCCAGGGAACUCCUAUGCAGGUGCAAUGGGGUGGCUGUGGCUGAAUGCUACGACUUCUCUGCUUCAGGUCGGCCCGGCCGCUGGGACUUUAUUCUUGAGCUUUGUUCAUGAUGGAGAUAUGGCCCCGUUACUCGCAGCGUUGGGCAUCUUGUCGAACCUGAGUGAAACGAAUCUCCCCCACAACUUCUUCCCAUGGGCGCACGAAUCACCUUCGAACGACUAG
This is a messenger RNA of Penicillium cosmopolitanum, 1077 nucleotides long. Its product is annotated as histidine phosphatase family protein. The record is from RefSeq and is a predicted model, not a curated record. Gene Ontology annotation, molecular function: acid phosphatase activity. Bases 1 to 1077 code for a protein of 358 amino acids. NCBI's taxonomy places the organism in Eukaryota, Fungi, Ascomycota, Eurotiomycetes, Eurotiales, Aspergillaceae. The transcript is spliced from 6 exons. Gene Ontology annotation, cellular component: fungal-type cell wall.